This is a messenger RNA of Achroia grisella, 1062 nucleotides long. RefSeq lists its product as uncharacterized. Lineage: Eukaryota; Metazoa; Arthropoda; Insecta; Lepidoptera; Pyralidae. Bases 1 to 1029 code for a protein of 342 amino acids. The transcript is spliced from 8 exons. The record is from RefSeq and is a predicted model, not a curated record.
AUGACUUCUGGAACGAAAGAUUUUGGCGUUUUCGAAAAACGCGCAGAAAUUUCAGUAGUCGAGGCGGGUUGUGAUGUUGAUAAUAAAGAGUGGGAGGGGCAGACCGAGCCGAGGCGCAUUUCGCACACACGUGUUCCGCGCUGCGCGUGCGCACCUGUCGCUCAGUAUAGUCACUUGUGUUGGUUAUUAUUUACAUUUAUCUACGUUUGUGUUUGUGAGCAGUUUCAGAAAACGCGCAAUAACGGACAUAGUCGCGGGAAAAGGUUCACCUUCCAGUCUACAGUCAGACAGCUGGAGAGGCGGCGGCUGGCGGAGAAGCUGUCAAGGGAGGCAGACUUUAAAGAACAGCAAAGAAGAACGGAAUUAGAAGCUAUGAGACGAGUGGAAGAAGAAUUCCAACGCAAGCGUGCCAGAGAAAAGGCAAAUAUUAGACAGCAACUGCGGCUGGUGAGCAGCGGAGCCGCCAGUAUGCCGGUCACCACCAGCCACACCAAGACGCGUGAUGAGCCAGAUGGUUCAUGCAGGGAGUCUUCAGCAUCAGAACGGAACCGGGACGGCAGGCAGCGGCACAGCAAUGCAUCAUCGGAGAUCAGCGGCCGCAGCAAAAGCACCACACCUAUCCGGAGCGUGGAGCUGUCGGAGUGGCGCGGGAGCGGGUCGGCGCGCGUGUACCGUGACUGGGCGCCCGCGCCGCCCGUCGCCGCGGCUGCCAUCGCUCACCCGCCCGCCUGCGCGCGCAUGCCCAUGUCCGCCCACGUCGUCUACAACGCUGCUGCAGAAGUGGAGGCUUUCAGUGGCAGCCCGCGUUCAGACAACUACAGGCUGGAGUUCGCCCGGGGGCGCUCCCCCCGGACCCCCCGACCCCCACGGCUGGUAACAGCCGCCAGGACCCCGUCUACCUCAGGCUCGGAGCUUUCGCUGCGACAGCCAAUUAAGAUCAGGGAAUCUACGAAGGAGGAAGAUGAAGAACCCGCAAUUGUACCCACCAUCCGACCGUCAGGACCGCGUCGUGCUGUGAUCACUCAUUAACAGAUCGUUGAACGAAUCGGACGUCCUUUGCCA